CAAACCGGCACAAAAUAAAAUUCUCAAAGAGGCUCUCUCUCUCUCUAUAUCUCUUUCUCUCCCAAAAAAACCCUCUCAAUUAAUUUAGCUCUCAAUAGCAAUAAUCAUGGGAGCGUGCGCCACCAAGCCAAAGGUCGCCAAAGACGACCAGCUCCUCCCGGCGCCGGCGCCUGAAGAAGCCACCAAACCGGCGGCGGAUCCUUGCCCGGUGGAGGAGCCCAAGAAGGCAGAGGAUCAGCCAGCUGCCGUCGCUGUGGAGGAAAAGGAAGUUGUGGUCGUCGCAGAGAAGAAAGAAGUCGAGGAGAUAAAAACAGAGGAGGAGGUCAAAACAGAGGAGGCGGCGGCGGCGGGGAAAACAGAGGAGGCGGCAAAACCAGAGGAUGGGGAAGAUAUUACUGUGGACGAUGAGAGCGCCAGACGGAGAUCUCUUAGUAACCUUUUCAAGGAGAGCACAGAAGGAAAAGAGACCUCUGUAGAAGAAAGCAUUGAAAAGCCACCAGUAUCAGCAGAAGCAGAACCAAAAGCAGAGGAGGUAGCAGUACUUGAAAAAGUGACACAACCACCUCCACCAGCAACAGCAGAGGCAGCAGCAGCUGAAGAUUGCAAAGAGCCAGAGCCAGAGACCAAGACAGAGGCAGCUCCAGAAGUAAAAGCUGAUGAAGAAGUAAAAGAAGAAGUAAAAGAAGUAGAAGAAGAGAAGAAAUCAGUGGUUGAGACGACACCAAAACCAGAGCCAUCUACUGCUGCUGCAGUUGAAGAGCCGUCGCCGCAAGCUUGUGCUGAAGAAGAGAAGCCACAGCCGAAAGCAGAGGAAGAGAAGCCGCAGCCGAAAGCAGAGGAAGAGAAGGCAGCUGUUGCUGUUGUUGCUGAGAAGGUAGAAGAAGUUCCUGUUGUGGAAGCCAAGGAGGCACAGGAGGAUGCACAGCCUGUGGAAGUAGUUAAGGAAGCUGUUGUAAAUUAGAUGAUUACAUAAGGUGGUUUGAUAUCUUGGAAC
This is a messenger RNA of Linum tenue, 994 nucleotides long. The record is from the annotation of a GenBank genome assembly. Lineage: Eukaryota; Viridiplantae; Streptophyta; Magnoliopsida; Malpighiales; Linaceae.